AUGCUCUGUAUCCGGCACAUGCUUGUCCAAAACUUACAUACUGCAUGCAAAAAGUUUUUUGAUUCUGAUGAUGAUUAUAAAAAAUUAUUGCUAUCAAUUCAAAAAAUUGCUUAUGUCAAGGAGAUGAGUAUAGUCGAAGAAGCAUUUGAAGAGAAAAAGGAUUCAGAAUGUUGGAUGCAUGUUUAUACAAAACAUUAUCCUCAUAUGGGAGUCCAAUCAAUGCAACGAGCAGAAGGAAGCCAUAGCAGUUUAAAAAAAGCAAUUGAGACAGCAAGCGGGCUAGAUCAGCUACAAGAUAAAACUGCUAAAAAAAAAGAGAAAAAUACACCAAAAUUUACAACUGAUUUACCAAAAUCGCAACAGCUUUUAUAUCAUGACCAAAUACCUACCUAUAUGCAUGAACACAUAAAAAAGGUAAUUAAUGUGAAUGGAGAUGGUAAUUGUGGGUAUAGAGCACUAGCUAUAUGUUUACAAAGAGAUGAAAAUGAGUGGUCAGAGAUUCGAAAGGAAUUACAAAAAUAA
Messenger RNA from Cetraspora pellucida, 522 nucleotides. NCBI's taxonomy places the organism in Eukaryota, Fungi, Glomeromycota, Glomeromycetes, Diversisporales, Gigasporaceae. The record is from the annotation of a GenBank genome assembly.